This is a messenger RNA of Lodderomyces oxycetoniae, 531 nucleotides long. It is a transcript of the gene HHO1, whose product is annotated as histone. NCBI's taxonomy places the organism in Eukaryota, Fungi, Ascomycota, Pichiomycetes, Serinales, Debaryomycetaceae. Gene Ontology annotation, biological process: nucleosome assembly; chromosome condensation; negative regulation of DNA recombination. Gene Ontology annotation, cellular component: nucleus; nucleosome. Bases 1 to 531 code for a protein of 176 amino acids. The record is from RefSeq and is a predicted model, not a curated record. Gene Ontology annotation, molecular function: double-stranded DNA binding; structural constituent of chromatin; nucleosomal DNA binding. The transcript is spliced from 2 exons.
AUGUCUACAACAGCAGCACCAGCAAAGACUUACAGAGUUAUGAUCAAGGAGGCUAUCUCCACCUUGAAAGAAAGAAAUGGCUCUUCUCGUCAAUCAUUGAAAAAAUACGUUCAAAGCAAUAACGAUAUCAAGGGCGGCAAUUUCGAUUCAUUGUUCAAUACCGCUUUGAGAAAAGGUGUUGAAGCAGGUGAGUUCCUUCAGCCAAAGGGCCCCUCGGGACCUGUGAAAUUGAGCAAGAAAGAACCCGCUCUUAAGGACUCCAAGGCAAAGAAAUCGCUGGCUGCUAAGAAAUCCGUUAAGAAAACUUCUGCAAAAUCAGAAGCUGCAGGUUCUACUGACUCAAAGUCAAAACCAAAAGCAAAGCCAAAAGCAAAGGAUCCUUCCAAGAAAUCAACCACCAAAAAGGCAGGAGCAGCAGGAGCAACCGUUAAAAAACCAGCUGCUAAAAAGGUUACCAAACCUGCAAUUACAAAGAAAGCUACCAGUGCUUCGGCUUCAAAGAAAACAGCUCCAAAGAAGGCUAAAAAGUAA